CAUGGGCGUGCAUUAAAGCCUAUAAAUUCUGGACAGCGAUCCCUGCUUGAGCGACUCAUUCUUUCCCGUCGCCUUUGCUGCUCGAAGCAUCGACACUCGGGGACCACCACCACCACCGCCACCGCCACCACCACGAACCUACAAUAACCAUGUCGGCAUCGCCAACGCAGUUUCCUCCGCUCGACUCGUUGGUCCCGUCGUUGACCUUUCAGCAGCUCCAGGCCAACGCCAUCAACGCCUGUGUCUUUGGCGGCCUGACAGGGUCGUCCCUCAUCGUGGCCUAUCUGUCGUUCUGGGUCGCAAAGGAGCGCCGUUGGAAGCCUAUCUACACUCUCAACUUGGUGCAGAGCCUUCUCUACAUCAUCAAAAUCAUCACUGCUACCAGUUACAGCGUCUUUCUCGGGCUGAACUGCAGCCCGCGUGCGCCGCUGCUGUCAGCGUCGCUCAUGGGCUGCUGGUAUGUCGUCUACACGAUCCUGGCGAUUCGGCUGAUGCUCUUUACACAAUACAAGCGCUUCUGCCAAGCGGUAUUUGUGAUUGCCAUUGUGGUGCACUGUUCCCUGGUGACCAUCGGCACUGUCAACCGCACGUCCAAGAUCAAGACUUCCUAUCUCUGCGGCGACACCUAUCCUUCAUACUACAAGCAGCAGUACACCGUUGAGCUUCUCUUGGAGCUCUUCACAGCCACGAUGCUCAUCAUUGGCCUCAUCAGCAGAGCCAAGGGUGUCUUUGCCGGCACCCAAGAGAUCUUUCGUCAACUGCGAAACAACGAGCAGCUCCGUAUCUUUUACGUCGUCAUCUUCAUCGUGAUCAAGAUGGCGAUCACUUGGUGGCCUGGCAUCGGCCUCGUCUUUGAUACAACGGCGCUGACCCAUGGCAUCGACACGGCUCGAUCGGCCUUGGUGUACUGGGCACUUGCCCGGGAACAGAGCCAGGUCUCCAAGACCAUCAAAACCAACUUUGUCCGCAACAUCAAAAACGUAUCCAAUGCUCCGGCAAAUGCACAGAAUGUCAGUGCCCACGGCAGUCAGGCUGCCCCUGGCUCCAAGUCCGAAGGACGCGGCCUUGACCUUGAGCUCGGCACGGCGCCGCUCAAGGGUGGUGACGACGAUAAGAUCCAGUCCAAGACCAAGAUUCAGCGAUCUGUUCUUCAGUCCAACGAUACCCUGGGUGGCAAGGAUUAAGUUCCUGUGCGGCCAAGGCUCUAGAGACCAUUUCCCAGACAUUUUGCACCCUCCUUCAGAUACGCUGCGCCCAUCAAAGCACCCCGCUCGUCUGAAAUACUCCCUGCAGCCCGCUCUUCCCUGCCACGGCUCACAACCGCUCCCACGGGAUUCUGCUUCAUUCUCCACUUUUCCUGGU
This is a messenger RNA of Polychytrium aggregatum, 1362 nucleotides long. RefSeq lists its product as uncharacterized. Lineage: Eukaryota; Fungi; Chytridiomycota; Chytridiomycetes; Polychytriales. The coding region runs from base 150 to 1184 and encodes 344 amino acids. The transcript has 2 exons. The record is from RefSeq and is a predicted model, not a curated record.